CGAAAGUGAAAGAAGGUUGUCGAACAGAAACGAAAAUGUUUUCUCUGUCAAGUUUUGUGGUGUAUUUAGCUGGAAAAAGUCGAUUAAUGCCUCUAAGUAACAGGGCAUUGUUUGUUCCUCAUAAUAGGUCACAUACUAUUCCUAUUCAGUUACUAGGAAUGGUGAGGUCAUUUGUGCCACCUUUGACCUAUGACUUUCACAAAGGAAUGAUGGGAAGAAUUGGAGUUAUUGGGGGUUGUAGAGAGUACACUGGAGCUCCAUACUAUGCUGCUAUAUCGGCCUUAAAAUUAGGAUGUGAUUUGUCUUAUAUAUUCUGUACAGAGGGAGCUGCUACAGCCAUCAAAUCCUACAGCCCUGAACUCAUUGUUCUCCCUUACCUGGACAGCACUACUGCUGGUCAGGAUAUUGGGAGUUGGAUACAGAGACUCCAUGUCCUGGUGAUAGGGCCAGGGCUGGGGAGGGACAAGAAGAUACUAGGAAACACUAAGGACAUAGUGAUUCAAGCUAAAGAACAAGGCCUACCUAUGGUGAUUGAUGCUGAUGGUCUUCACAUGAUUACAGAGGACCCUUCCAUCAUUACUGGGUAUAAAAAGGCCAUUCUUACUCCAAACAAAGUGGAGUUUGAAAGACUGUUUGAAAAAAUAGUUGGACACAAGCCUCAUGGGACAGAUUUGGUGGGAAACGUGAACACCCUCAGUCGUAAAAUGGGGAACCUGACCAUCGUACAGAAGGGGGAGGAUGACAUCAUCUCCGAUGGCGACAAUGCGCUGGUAUGUACCGCUGAAGGAUCACCCCGGAGAUGUGGUGGGCAGGGUGAUCUCCUGUCUGGAGCUCUGGGCACAUUUACCCACUGGGCCCACCGAGCCAUGGAGAACUCUGUAGAAAAUGCUACCUUCACAGCGUAUGGUCCAACUAUUUGUGCUGCAUAUGCUGCCUGUCUAUUGACCAAACAGUGCAAUAGUCAGGCCUUCCAGAUACAUCAGCGCUCCACCACAACUCCAGAUAUGAUCAACCAGAUCCAGAGAGCUUUCGAGUCCCUCUUCAUCUAGUCAUCUUCUUCUUACUGUGU
Messenger RNA from Saccostrea echinata, 1069 nucleotides. RefSeq names its product ATP-dependent (S)-NAD(P)H-hydrate dehydratase-like. Gene Ontology annotation, biological process: metabolite repair. The record is from RefSeq and is a predicted model, not a curated record. Bases 36 to 1049 code for a protein of 337 amino acids. Gene Ontology annotation, molecular function: ATP-dependent NAD(P)H-hydrate dehydratase activity. NCBI's taxonomy places the organism in Eukaryota, Metazoa, Mollusca, Bivalvia, Ostreida, Ostreidae. The transcript has 10 exons.